CCGCCCUCCAGCCCUUUCCCGGGUCUCGCCUGCCUUCCCGGCUCCCAGCGCUGCUUUCUCCGUACAUAGCCCAGUGGCUGAAGUUAGAGCGACUGAGGGCAGGGAGCCCGGCACAGAGGCGGGCAGCGCCGCUGGGCUGCGGCUACGAUCGGAGCGGCCGGAAAGUGGAGCGCGCUUCUUAGCCCGCUUGCUCCACACUUCAGUGCUCCGGGGCGGGCUCCCUGACUCCUGGGCUGCCUUCGCAGACUAACUCCAACUGGACUGGUUCUUAGUGUCCUUGGAAGAGCAGUGGUUGGUCAUUCCAGCAGCAGUGCCGUCCCAGCACUCCCACCAGGAAACUACCUGACAGGACAGGUGGCCCUUGGGUCUCGGCAGCCUUUCCAGGGUGGUUGCCACAACAAACUGCAGCAGUAACCUGGCCAAGACCAUGGGAGACGUGAAACUGGUUGCCUCAGCCCACAUUUCCAAAGGUGCUCUUAAUUCUCGACCUUCAGGCCUCAGCUCCUCUGCCCUGAAUGAGGCUCCCACCUUCAUCCUGCCCCCUAGGAACCUUUGUGUUCCUGAGGGUGGCACAGCCAGGUUUGAAGGGAAGGUCAGAGGGCACCCAGAGCCACAGGUCACAUGGCACAAGAAUGGAAAACGCAUCACCCAAGGGGGGCGCUUCCUGCUCAGCUGCAAUAUCCGGGGUCAGUUCAGCCUGGAUAUUCAAUCUGUGAAAGGGGUUGAUGGAGGAAAGUACAUCUGUGAAGCAUCUAAUAGCAGUGGAGUUCAGCAGAUCACUGUGGAGCUUAAUGUAGAAGGAAACUCCCUGAAGAUGAAUAGAGAGCCAAGUGGUGCCAAGGCCCUAGGAGGCAGACUGGCAGCCCCCACUGAUAACCUGCCAAGCAUCUGGGGAGAGAGCCCUCCAAGAUUUGCUACUAAGCUCAGCAGGGUGGUGGCGAGAGAGGGACAGACUGGUCGCUUCUCCUGCAAGAUCACUGGUCGCCCCCAACCCCAGGUCACCUGGCUGAAGGGAGAUGUCCCACUGGAACCCAAUGCCCAUAUCCACAUGCUUGAGAAGAAUGGGAUGCAAGUGUUGGAAAUCCAAGAGGUCCAGCUCUCUGAUGUGGGUGUCUACACAUGUGUGGCAGUGAAUGUUGCAGGGAAAGCAUCCAUGUCUUCAGAGCUCAUCAUCCAAGGUACAGAUAAUACAAAAAGAUCCCUCAUGAAUGCAGUUGUGAUUGAAAGUUCAGAAGCUAAGAUGGUUACAACUAGCAAAAUCUCAAAAAGCCCCCAGCCAAACUGUCUAGAGAAUGUCACCAAGAGUCAAAAUCACCCCAACUUCCCGAAAACAUCCUAUAGAGAAAAUGAAAGAGCGCACAGUUCACCCCAGCCAAUGAGUGAUUCUCAUCCAGAACCCCUCUAUAAGCUGCAUGAGAAAGCUCCAGAGGUGGCCCCAGUCCUUCAGAAGACAUCAAGCACAAUCAUCCUGCAGCCUGUAAGAACUCCUCUUGAAACCAAGCCACAGACCACGGGCAACCUCCCACUUCAAGGGAAAGAGACGAUGCCCACAGCUCAGCCUACGGCAUCUUCUUUGACAAAGAAACCUGAUUCCAAGAGCCAGAAUCUACAGACCAAAAUAGCAACCAAGAAAAUUACCCUUGAAAACCGAAGAAAUAAGACCCUCGACAAAUCACCCCAAUUCUUGAUACAACCUAAAAGUCAAGAAAUCCAGGAAGGUGAUGAAGUCAAGUUCAAAAGUCAAGUUUCAGGGACUCCAAAGCCAACUGUGGAAUGGUUCCGGGACAGUACCUUUCUGAUGGAAAGGGAAGGGAUCCAGAUAUAUGAAGAGGAGGAUGGUACCCACUGCCUGUGUCUACCGAAGGCUCAAAUGGAAGACAGUGGCAGCUACAGCUGCAUGGCCUACAACAUAAAAGGCCGUGUGACCAGCCGGUGGAUGCUGACAGUCAGAAGACCAAGAGUCAGUAAGAUGCCCCCCUCUUUUUCCAGUGUCCUGAAGGACUGUACAGUCAUAGAGGGUGAGGACUUUGUGCUCCAGUGCACAAUAGAAGGGAAGCCCACCCCAUAUGUCACCUGGCUACUCAAUGAUCGGUCUAUCCAAUAUGCCCAUACAACUUUUGAGGACGGCGUGGCUGAAUUGCAGGUACAAGAUGCGUUACCCGAGGACAAUGGUCUCUAUACCUGCCUGGCGGAGAACUCGUCUGGCCAGGCGUCCUGCAGUGCCCGGGUUACUGUCCAGGAAAAGAAGAGCAGCAAAGAAAUCGACUGUUCUCCCUCUGUGGUUCCUAGUGACUCAUCUCCACCCAUCUUCCUGAAAGGUCUCUCUGAUCUCAAGGUCAUGGAUGGAAGUCAAGUCAUCAUGACAGUUCAACUAUCAGGGAACCCACCCCCUGAGAUCCUCUGGCUUCACAAUGGGAAGGAGAUCCAAGAGUCGGAGGAUUUCCACUUUGAACAGAAUGGCAGCGAAUACAGCCUCUGCAUCCAAGAAGUGUUCCCCGAGGACACGGGCAGAUACACCUGUGAGGCGUGGAACAGCACUGGUCAAGUCCAGAGUCAUGCCAUGCUUACCGUACAAGAGCCUCAAGAUGGCACUCAGCCCUGGUUCAUUAGCAAGCCUCGUUCGGUGACAGCCACCCCAGGCCAGAACGUCCUGAUCUCCUGUGCCAUUGCUGGGGACCCUUUCCCCACUGUGCAGUGGCUUCGGAAUGGCCGGGUGCUCACCAAAGAUGCUGGCUAUUCGGAGGUGCUGCAGAAUGAAGAUGUGUUCACCAUGGUGCUGAAGAAUGUCCAGUUCUCUCAUGCUGGCCAGUAUGAGAUCCAGCUCAGGAACCGGGUGGGCGCAUGCAGUUGCCAGGUGGCCUUGAUGCUUCGAGAAAGCCCUUCUGGGGCCCUGGGAGAGGCCAUCCCCCUUUGCCUGGGGAAGGAGCCUGCCAGCUGUGAAGGACUAGCUGGAGGAGGAGGAGGAGGCGGCAGCGGCGUUGGCAGUGGUGGCAGUGGUGGUGGCCAUCAUGGAACACUAAGACCCCUGGGCCUGGGGAACAGGCUGAGCUGGAGGCCUGAAGAGGAGGGCGAGGACGUUCGGGGGGUGCUCAAGAGACGAGUGGAGACCCGGGAGCACACCGAAGACCGACUUCGACAGCAGGAAGUAGAACAACUGGACUUCCGAGACCUCCUGGGGAAGAAGGUGUGCACCAAGACUCUGUCAGAAGAAGAACUAAAGGAGAUCCCAGCCGAGCAGAUGGAUUUCCGCGCCAAUUUGCAGCGGCAAGUGAAGCCAAAAACGUUAUCUGAGGAGGAGAGGAAGGUGCACAGCCCCCAGCAGGUUGACUUCCGCUCUGUGCUAGCCAAGAAGGGGGGUCCUAAGGCCCCUGUACUAGAGAAGACACCACUUCCCAAACCAGCUACCCCAGAUUUUCGUUCUGUGCUUGGCAACAAGAAAAAGUUACCUGCAGAGAAUGGCAGUGCCAAUGCUGAAUCCUUAAAUGCCAAAGCAGGAGAGAAUGCCAAGCUGGUCGAGAACACCAGACUGAUAGGGAAUGCCAAGUUAGCUGAAACCCAGAAGCCUUUUGGGGGUGCCAAGUUAGGUGACACCCAAAAAUCUAUUGGAAAUGCCACUCCAGCCGAAACCAAGAAGCCUAUAGGAAAUACCCAACCAGCGGAACCCCCGAAACAAGCAGGGAAAGAGGAGCUUAAGAAUGAAGUCAUCAACGAUGUGAACUGCAAACGAGCCUGUACAGGAGCUCUAGAUAGUGAUAAGACUGCAGAAAAAAAAGGGACUCCCCCAAGCUUCACAGAGAAACUCCAGGACUUGCGUGUGGCAGAGGGUAGUAAACUUAUCCUUCAGUGCCAGGUUGUAGCUGAGCCACCAGCCGCCAUUACUUGGACACUGAAUGGCAAGACCCUCAAGAGCACCAAGUUCAUCGCCCUUGCCCAAGAAGGCUCACUGUGUUCUGUCACCAUUGAGAAAGCAAUGCCUGAGGACAAUGGCACGUACAAGUGUCUAGCCAAGAAUGCUGCAGGUCAAGCCGAGAGCUCUUGCCACGUGACUGUGGAUGAAGCUCCAUCUGGGCAGAUGAAAUCUCGAAGGUCCAAGAGCUCAAUCCCUCCUGUCCUAGGAACUGAAAGUGAUGCAACAGUGAAAAAGAAACCUGCCCCCAAGACACCCCCGAAAGCAGCUCUUCCACCCCAGAUCAUCCAGUUCCCAGAAGAUAAAAAGGUUCGAGCUGGAGAGUCCGUGGAGCUGUUCUGUAAAGUCGCAGGCACACAGCCCAUCACCUGCUCCUGGAUGAAGUUCCGAAAGCAGAUCCAAGAGAGUGAACACAUCAAGAUCGAGACCAGCGAGAACAGCAGCAAGCUAACCAUCCUCUCCACAAGGCAGGAGCACUGUGGCUGCUACACACUGCUGGCGGAGAACAAGCUGGGCACCAAGCAGGCUCAAGUCAAUGUCACCGUUGUGGAUAAGCCAGACCCCCCGGCGGGCACCCCCUGUGCCUCAGAUAUUCGGAGCUCAUCACUGACUCUGUCUUGGUAUGGCUCUUCAUACGACGGGGGCAGCGCUGUGCUGUCCUACAGUGUGGAGAUCUGGGACUCAGUGGACAAGGAGUGGAAAGAAUUGACCACAUGCCGCAGCACCUCCUUCAGUGUCCAGAACUUGUUGCCAGACCGCGAGUACAAGUUCCGUGUGCGAGCCAUCAAUGUAUAUGGAACCAGUGAACCCAGUCAAGAGUCAGAGCUCACCACAGUGGGAGAAAAACCUGAAGAACCUAAGGAUGAAGUGGAAUUGUCAGAUGAUGAUGAGAAGGAACCCGAGGUAGACUACCGGACAGUGGCAAUCAACACCGAACAAAAAGUUGCUGAUUUCUAUGACAUCGAGGAGAGAUUAGGAUCUGGGAAAUUUGGACAGGUCUUUCGACUUGUUGAAAAGAAAACUGGAAAAAUUUGGGCAGGGAAAUUCUUCAAGGCAUAUUCAGCAAAAGAUAAAGAGAACAUUCGGCAGGAGAUUGACAUCAUGAACUGUCUACACCACCCCAAGCUUGUGCAAUGUGUUGAUGCCUUUGAGGAGAAAGCCAACAUUGUUAUGGUCUUGGAGAUUGUGUCUGGAGGUGAACUCUUUGAGCGGAUCAUUGAUGAGGACUUUGAGUUGACCGAACGGGAGUGUAUCAAGUACAUGAAACAGAUUUCGGAAGGCGUGGAGUACAUCCACAAGCAGGGCAUCGUUCACCUUGACCUCAAGCCUGAGAACAUUAUGUGUGUCAACAAGACUGGGACCAGGAUCAAGCUCAUUGACUUCGGACUGGCUCGGAAACUAGAGAAUGCAGGUUCCCUGAAGGUCCUCUUCGGCACACCAGAGUUUGUAGCCCCUGAAGUGAUCAACUAUGAGCCAAUUGGCUACGCCACAGACAUGUGGAGCAUCGGUGUCAUCUGCUACAUCCUGGUCAGCGGCCUUUCCCCCUUCAUGGGCGACAAUGACAACGAAACGCUAGCUAAUGUUACCUCAGCCACCUGGGACUUCGAUGAUGAAGCAUUUGACGAGAUCUCGGACGACGCCAAGGACUUUAUCAGCAACUUGCUGAAGAAGGACAUGAAGAACCGCCUGGACUGUACCCAGUGCCUUCAACAUCCAUGGCUAAUGAAAGACACCAAAAAUAUGGAAGCCAAGAAACUAUCCAAAGAUCGGAUGAAAAAAUACAUGGCAAGAAGAAAAUGGCAGAAAACGGGCAAUGCUGUGAGAGCAAUAGGAAGACUGUCCUCUAUGGCAAUGAUCUCAGGGCUCAGUGGCAGAAAGUCCUCUACAGGCUCCCCAACCAGCCCUCUAAAUGCAGACAAGCUAGAAACAGAAGAAGAUGUCUCCCAAGCUUUCCUGGAGGCGGUGGCUGAGGAGAAGCCCCACGUGAAACCCUAUUUCACAAAGACCAUUCUUGACAUAGAGGUGGUGGAGGGAAGUGCCGCCAGGUUUGACUGCAAGAUCGAAGGGUACCCAGACCCUGAGGUUGUCUGGUUCAAAGAUGAUCAGUCCAUCAGAGAAUCUCGUCAUUUCCAGAUAGACUACGAUGAAGAUGGGAACUGCUCUUUAAUUAUUGCUGAUGUUUGUGGGGAUGAUGAUGCCAAGUAUACCUGCAAAGCAGUCAACAGCCUGGGAGAAGCUACCUGCACUGCUGAGCUAAUUGUGGAAACCAUGGGGAAAGAAGGGGAAGGAGAAGGAGAAGGGGAGGAAGAAGAGGAAGAGUAACACAAGGCUAUAAAGAAAGAGCCUUUUCCAAAUCCCAUCAUAUAGACUAUUUCUGUAAAGUUCAGGAAAAACCAAAAACCAAAAUAUUAAAACCAACUUAGUGUGACAGAUUAUAUAUUUAGGCCAUUGAGGGUUGAUUUCUUCAGCACGAUCAGUUGAUACCUCUCAGCUUUAUUUAUGGGCAUUAAUCUGAAUUAGCAGGCACCCCAAGAUGCUAGAGUGGCUAGUUUUAGAGUAGAAAAGCCAUCUAAUCAUUUGCCUGAUCAAUUUGCUUUUUUAUUUAACUUUAUUUUUUUGAUUAAUCAAAAUCUUUGCUUUCUCUUUCCCACUUCCCCCUCAAACAACAAAAACAGCAAAACAAAAAACAAAAAAUACCUUAUAAUCAUUAUACAGAGUCAAAGAAAACAAAGUCCCACAUUGGCCAUGUCCCAAAAAUAUACAGGAUGUCCCCAAAGUCUUGGUGCAGUUUUAAGCUAUAAGAUCUAAGACUUUGGAGACACCCUGGGUGUCUCACUUUGGACUCCAAGCCCAUCAUUAUUCUGCCAGGAGGUGGGCAGCAUGCUUUUAUCACUGGUCCUCUGGAAUCAUGUUUUGACCAAUUUUGGUGGGGAGGAAAGAGCAAAAAAUAUUUAUCUAAAUCCCAUCUUUGAGACCUUUUAUGACAACUCAGUUUGUAGCCUGGGUCCUGACCAAGACCACAGCAGCUGAUAUGGCUUCUAAGUUCUUUGUGGCUUUCUGAGGUUUCUUUGCCUUGCUCCGUGACACCAGGACACUUUCUGGUCUUCCAAUGCAUCCCUCUAUUUUGGAGCCAACAAAGCCCUUCUAGAUUUAAGAGGUAGAUUUUAUUUUCAAGUGUGCUACUGUAACUUGGGCCUUUAAUUUCUCUCCACUCCCCCUCCAAGUUACCUUGGAUAUAAACUUGGAAUCUGCUCUAUUUAGGUCUGAGAUUAGUCAGUAACUGGUUUGUUGCAAUCCCUUUAGAAAGUUCCCCAAUGUACUAGGAAAAACACAGCCUCUGUCCUUCCAUCCUAACCAAGUGAAAAAAAAAGUCUUCCCUUUCCUUGCAAGGCUCUAAUAGUGUUAGACAUCUGUGCAGGAAAUAAGCAUAAUCACCUAAGGGAGGGGGGAAACCCUUGCUAAUAAAUCUCUUCAUAGAUCUGGACUCUGAUACGUGCUAUUAGCAGGUUAUCGGUAGAGCACAUAUAAGUAAAGAUUUUUGCACUGGAUAGUGUGAAAAUCAGUUUGGUAAAAAAAGGUAGUCUUCUUUUAUCAAUAUUAUUAUUUAUUCGGCCACUUAGAAACAGAUUUCAACUGAUGACUUAGCUAUAGACCAUCAUGUACUUUGGAAUCACCUUCAAAAGUAGUCGUAGAAUUGAAUUAUUCUUUUAUUCCAAACACUUUCCAAAGAAGCUUGUUUACCCUUUGUGUUCCACAAUGUUUUUCAUCUUGAAUGUGCAACAAAACCUGUCCCCCAGACCCUGUGAUUUCUCCUCCGGUCUGAUAAAUCCAUUCAGACUUUGCAUUUAUGUAUGAUCCUAAAUAAAGCUUUUUACUUUCUUUCACAGUCCUAGCUAGCACUUAGCUGUUUCUUGUUCGAGGCUAAUAACAGAGGCCUUGAGCUGAUGUGCAAAAUACAUUUUGUUGUGUGUAUAGCAUUCCAAAUAUCUCUAUAUGUAUGUAUACAUACAUAUGUAUAUAUACAUUUUUUUCUUUUUCCACUGUUUGUAAUGUGUAGCAAUUUAAAAUGUCAGGGGAAAAAGGUAGUUCUUAACAGUUCCUUAAACCAUUUCUCAAUGUACAAUCCGACAAUUUGUGCAAUUCUACACAGUUAUCAACUUUAGGAUGUUUGAUAUUACCUAGUUUAACGUCUCAUAUUAUUUUAUGUUUUAUGUUUUAAAGAACUUUUUAUCUGCUUUGCUCUUUGCUGCUAGGUUCAAAUUGCCAGAGUGUUUUUAAUUUCUUUUUUUAAAAACAGAUAAAAGAACAUCUGUUUUCAUAGCCACAGUAUUGCCACAAUUCAUUAUAAGAAAGGGUUUUCUCAUUUGAUUUAGUGCAUUCAGAGCUUUUCUCACCACUUUAAAAUGUGUUUAGAUAAUAAUGAUGUGUGUGCGUGUGAGUGUGUGUGUAUAUGUGUGUUUGGGUUGGUUUUUUUUUUAUACCUUCUUGAAAUUAUGCUAACAUUUUCCCCAGUUUGUUAUACCAUCAAAACGGUAAGAAAUGAGAACACUACAGCUGUAGUUAACUCACAAUUUUUAAAUAAAGAAUACCACAAAGCAA
This is a messenger RNA of Monodelphis domestica (gray short-tailed opossum), 8506 nucleotides long. It is a transcript of the gene MYLK, whose product is annotated as myosin light chain kinase. Lineage: Eukaryota; Metazoa; Chordata; Mammalia; Didelphimorphia; Didelphidae. Gene Ontology annotation, biological process: protein phosphorylation. Gene Ontology annotation, molecular function: protein kinase activity; protein binding; ATP binding. The record is from RefSeq and is a predicted model, not a curated record.